This is a messenger RNA of Agrilus planipennis (emerald ash borer), 2040 nucleotides long. Its product is annotated as receptor-type tyrosine-protein phosphatase U-like. The annotation marks the transcript as partial. NCBI's taxonomy places the organism in Eukaryota, Metazoa, Arthropoda, Insecta, Coleoptera, Buprestidae. Gene Ontology annotation, biological process: protein dephosphorylation. The transcript is spliced from 11 exons. Gene Ontology annotation, molecular function: protein tyrosine phosphatase activity. The record is from RefSeq and is a predicted model, not a curated record.
ACUGAACCGUUUGAAUGCAAUUUAACAAUUUGUUUCCAGAGUCUACUAAAGCCAAACGCCUAUAUUGUUACUCAAGGGCCCACGGAAGAAACGGUUACAGACUUUUGGAGAAUGGUUUGGUCAGAGAGAGCCAGUUGCAUAGUUAUGCUCACAAAAACCUUUGAUUUCAUCAAGGUAAUGUGUGUUCAAUAUUGGCCAGCUUCGAAACAGAUAGAAGAAGUUUAUGGUGAUUUAACAGUUUCUAUAGUUCAAGAAGAGGAACUAGCUAAUUUCCACAUACGGACAUUUAGACUAAGAAGAAAGGAAUUCGAAAAUGUGGUGGAAGAAAGGCUGAUCUUGCAAUUUCAUUUCACAGAAUGGCAUAGUCAUACUUGUCCGUUUAUUAAUGCUAUACUUGAAUUUCGUAGAAGAGUUAGGGCUGUUGUUGGGCACAGAAUAAAAUCUAAUGAAGCAGGACCUAUACUCGUCCAUUGCAAUGACGGUGGGGGGCGAUCAGGAGUUUAUCUUGCCAUCGAUGCAAAUCUGGAACUCGGCGAAGAGGAAGAUGUUUUCGACGUUUUUGGAUAUUUGAAAAAAUUACGGCAAGCACGGAAAGGAUUAGUGGAAAAUAUUGACCAAUACAAAUUCAUAUACGAUACUUUAGAGGAGCACGUAACCUGUGGGAAUUCGUGGUUCCCCGUAAGUGAACUUUCUCAAAGACUGAAGCAAAAAUCGGUAAAGGAUCCCGUUACAAAAAUGAACGAGUACCAGAGGGAAUAUUUACUGAUAUGUAAACAGACCCCCAGAUUCACCAUUGGCGAUUGCGCCGGAGGGCAUCGCGGGGACAACAGGAAAAAGAACAGGGAUGUCCUUAUUGUUCCGCCUGACAAUUUCCGUCCUUACUUAACGUCAUUCCAAGGAAACAGUUUUACUGACUAUAUUAAUGCAGUAUUUGUGGAUGGUUACACGAAGCCCAGGGAGUAUAUAGUUACAGAAUGGCCUGUAAAAAUGACGUUGGGUGAAUUUUGGUCUUUGGUAUAUGAUUAUGAAUGUUCAGCUGUUGUUGUCUUAUGUGUUCCACCCCAUAAUUCACAAACGUAUCCAUCAUUUUGGCCCGAGGGUAGAACAUCAAAAAAGUACGGCCCUGUAUUCACGAUAGACCACAUUUCUCAUAAUCACUACACGAAUAUUAAGACAUGGCUUUUCAGAAUAAACAAAAAGAUCGUCUCUUUAACCGAAUUAAUGGCUGGGGUGAAAGCUCCCCCUCGAACUGUUCAGUUAUUCCAGUUGACCUGUUGGCCUAUGGGUCACAAAGUACCCACUUCAACGAAUUCUUUAGUGGAAUUAAUGAACAUGGUUGAGAGGUGGAGACAAAGAACUGAUUACGGACCUGUGUGCGUUGUAUCACAGGAUGGAAGGAGUAGAUGUGGGGUUUAUUGUGCCGCAAACGCUUGUAUAGAACAAGUGGUCCAACAUGGGGAAGUCGAUAUUUUCCAAGCAGCAAGAACUGUGAGAAGGCACAGGCCUCAACUGAUAGAAAACAUCACUGAAUAUAAAUAUUGCUAUGACCUGGUGUUACAUUACGUACUCCAUUAUCUCAACAAAGAUUUGAAAGAGAAAGCUAAUAAAGAUGUGAAAGAAAAGGGGCCUAGCCAAUCUGGACAUUCAAAUGGCCAAAAUAACGACAUGGCGCACACGAGCAGUCAACAGCAACUGAGUAAUGAAUCUGUUCAACACCUUUAUCAAAUCGAUCAAUCAAGUAAUCAAAUGAAUCAAUUGAAUUUUAACGGUAACAUUCAAGUUGAUAAUAGUGACCAUCAAAAGGACCGACAAAACGGACUUUCUCAACAGGGUUAUUACCACCUCAACAAUACUGAUCAUAGGGUGAAAAAUUAAACGUAAUUCCUCCCAUAAUUAAGUUGUGUACUUAAUUGUAAUUAUUAUUAUUAUUAUUAUUGUAAUAUUAUAUUUGAAUGAAACGUAAUUGUCUAUACAAAUAAAUGUACCUACCUAUUGGUAAAAUUAUAUUUCUACCAUGAAAAUACUAUUUAUGAAUAUAUA